GACUUUGUGGCUGUGGUAACUAGUGAACCUCCCCAUGCCCACGGAUUUGCGAUGACGUAGAGACAACAAACAGUUGUUGGACUUGAGUAAGCUAAUGCUAGCUAGCACACGGACGAGGAGAUAAAACAGCAUAUUUGCAUUCAAGCACUUCUCGGGGGAACGUCAAUAAGCGGCACGUCUUUGUUUUACAGUAACAAUCGAAAAGGAGAGUAUUGUUAUUUAAUUUUGGGAACGAACUAAAACAUGCUCCGGACUAUGACGCUUGUUUUUUCCUUGCCUAUUCGGGGAUUGCGAUGCGAGGUGCUCCGGUGAGACCGCGAGCGACAUUAGGAAAUCAUUUUUAAUGUUUUUUUUUUUAAUAGAAUGAUAAACUCGAAAACAAAGCAUUUGGGUCUACCGAAAGGUGCAUGAAACUAAACUGUUCUAGAUGUCAUUUUUGGGUAACUACUGUAGCUAGUUUGCUUAAUGCACAAUGCAUAGUAUUUUGCUAACGUAAUGGAGGCACCGUGAGCGAAUUGUACAGUUUUAGCUAGUUAGCCAGGUAACGUUAGCUGGUCACCCAAUAUAUAGUUAGAACGUUAGCUAGCUUCCACAUCCACAUUUAGGGCGCGCUGACGAACAAAAUACAGAAUACUUUAACUAAAAACGGCAAAUCUAUGCACUUCAUUAUCUAUCGUGGUUACCUAGCAUUAAAUUAGCUAGCUAAAGAAGUAUAAACUAGAUUGAGACUAGCUACUGUCGCAGGAUAAUACGUUAUUUCUCGGUUAGGAUUUGCUUGUCACAGUCGUUUGACACACGGUGUGUUACCUUUAGGUCUUGAUAAUUUGACAACUAUUUACAGUUGCUGGACAUGGAAUAUGGUCGAUUUAUCAAAGGUAUCACGUAUCAAACCAGUCAAGAAAUUCUAUCUUGAAAUAGUUGUGCAUGUGAGCACAAAUAGCUGUUUUGUCAACCAAUUACUUUUAACACUUAGAAUGCACUUUAUAUUGUCGUUGUUGUCAAAACAAAGUUGUAAACAUUCUCGAUGAAAGUACUUAUUUUACAAAUUGUUAGCUAUUUUAGGAACGAAGACCAGCAUUCAAAUGCUAGACUGAAAUCAACCUUGUGUCAAGUGCAGAGUUCUCGAAUCCCGUCAAAUUGCUAGAUCAAUUGCCAACACUACCUUCCUGGAAAUGAAAAUAUGAAUAUCGAGGAGCAAGCUCUAGAUUUGUGCAAUGUCAAAAUGAAGAGUAAUGUCGAUGACAAUACUACCAAUAACUCGGAAGAGAUCAUACCCCGGAUUUCGGAACUGAUGGAUGGAGACUUGUGCAAACAAGGCAUUGGCACGGAGGUCGCCGACACGUCCUCUCUAGCCAGGCUCACUGACAACCCGCGGGGGGAGGACAACCACCGGUCAAAAGAGACACUAGAAAUCGACGAAGUGAACGGGAAUAAGAACAACAGCGUCCCAAAUACCCCUGCAAUUGUCAGUUCUGACUUUGCCAUUUCUAAUGACUACCAAGAGGAGAGUAUCAAGGAUACAACACCAUCGGCCCUCAUGUUUGCUAUUGAGGAAGGGGAUGAUGGUGGGGAUAUGGACAUUAGUGUGGAUUUGAGCCUCGAUGAAAGUGGCAUGUUGGAGUCAGAACCUACAGACCAGGGACCAUCCCUAGCAGAGGAGACAUUCUCAAGCGGUACCAAUCCAGAUUCAUCUACCCCAGAUGUUGUCACGGACAAGGAACCUGAUAAACCCUCAGAACAGGAGGACUCGCCACCUGUCAUUGCCACAGGAGAGGCCCUCUCUCCAGCCCUGGAUGAGGGGGAUGAUAAACACAAAAAUGGCAAGAGGGUGACUUUUCCUUCAGAUGAGGAUAUUGUCUCUGGAGCAGUGGAGCCCAAGGACCCUUGGAGACAUGCCCAGAAUGUGACGGUGGAUGAGAUUCUCGCUGCCUACAGACAGGCCUGCGUGAAACUCAACUGUAAACUCAUCCCCAAAGUGCUCAAACAGAUGCAGGAGCUGAAAGACCUAACUCAUCGACACGAAUGCCUGGACCUUAAAGGUGAGAAGCUGGACUAUAAGGCGUGUGAGUCCCUGGAGGAGGUGUUCAAGAGGGUCCAGUUUAAAGUGGUGGACCUGGAGCAGACCAGCCUGGAUGAAGAUGGUGCGUCAGCUCUCUUUGACAUGAUUGAGUACUAUGAGUCGGCCACACACCUCAACAUUUCCUUCAACAAGCACAUCGGCACCCGCGGCUGGCAGGCAGCAGCCCACAUGAUGAGGAAGACGAGCUCUCUGCAGUACCUUGAUGCCCGCAACACGCCCCUGCUGGACCACUCUGCCCCGUUUGUGGCACGGGCUCUCCGCAUCAGCGGCAGUCUUGCUGUGCUGCACCUGGAGAACGCUGGGCUCUCUGGACGACCACUCAUGCUGCUGGCAACGGCUCUGAAGAUGAACAUGAACCUACGGGAGCUGUACUUGGCUGAUAACAAGCUGAACGGCCUGCAGGACUCUGCACAGCUGGGCAACCUGCUCAAGUUCAACUGCAACAUCCAGAUACUGGACCUCCGAAACAACCACAUACUGGACUCUGGUUUGGCCUAUGUCUGUGAAGGCCUGAAGGAACAGAGGAAAGGCCUGGUCACUCUGGUGCUCUGGAACAACCAGCUAACGCACAAUGGCAUGGGCUACCUCGCAGCUGCACUGCCCUGUACCCAGAGUUUGGAGACCCUAAAUCUGGGCCAUAACUCUGUGGGGAACGAGGGGGUCCACAAGCUGAAGGACGGGCUGAUCUCCAACCGCUCGGUGCUCAGGCUGGGCCUGGCGUCCACUAAGCUGUCCUGCGAGGGUGCCGUGGCGGUGGCAGAGUUCAUCGCCGAGAGCCCCCGGCUGCUGCGUCUGGACCUGAGGGAGAAUGAGAUCAAGACGGGGGGCCUCAUGGCCCUCUCCCUGGCCCUCAAAGUCAACACCUCCCUCCUACGCCUCGACCUGGACCGAGAGCCCAAGAAAGAGACUGUGAAGAGCUUUAUCGAUACACAGCGUUCCCUGCUGGCUGAGAUCCAGAACGGCUGCAAGCGGAACUUCAUCCUAGCCAAGGAGAAGGAGGAGACCGAGCAGCAGAUGCAUUCAGCCUCAAUGGCCGAGAUAGCAACCGAGGACAGAACCGAAGAGGAGGAUGGAGCUGAUUCCGGCGAGCAUGUUGAAAAAGAUGGGAAAGACGGUGAGUGUGAGGGAGGAGAGGAAGGAGUAAAAGACCCUGAGAGCCUGACUGACAGCCAAUCGACAGUGUGCUCUGAGGGAAUAGUGUUGCCUUUGCUGUUGGAGUCAGACUCGGACACAGACGACGAUGAGGAGGAAGAGGUAGUUCUCUCUAAAGCGCCCACCGUCUCCCCUGUCCCCAAACACACUGGCCCUUCACUCCGGGCAGCGACAAACCAGCACCCCCUCAGUGCCUCACAGAUGCCAACUGCUCUCUCUACACCACCAGCUACGGGGGCUUUCAUUUCAGGGAUCACCGUCACGGAGGCCACGGGCCCCCCCGGUACGCCCCCUUCGCCGGGCCGCUGUAUCUCUGUGUCGAGUCCCGGGAGGGGCCACAAGAUCUUCAUGGUGACCAGAGUAGAGAGCCCCUCUGACCAGCAGCAGGUUCUGGGGAAGAUUGGUCUGUCCAACCCCCAGGCCUCAAAGGAGCCAGUGGUGUCACUAGUGAAGCAAACCACACAUCGACCACAGCCCCCUUCACAACCCUCACAGGAGGAGGUGAGAACAGAACAGACACAACCCCAGACCACACCACUGACACAGGAGGUGACACAGAGCCUGACAGAACAGACACAACCCCAGACCACGCCCACACCACUGACACAGGAAGUGACACAGAGCUUGACAGAACAGACACAACCCCAGUCCACGCCACUGACACAGGUGAGACAGAGCCUGACAGAACAGACACAACCCCAGACCAUGCCCACGACACAGGAGCUGGUCCAGAGUUUCGAUGAAUCACAGACAAUCGAUCCUAAACAGAUGGAGCAGAGUCCUGUUGCGCCAGAGGAACCUUCUUCAGAGGAGGCCGUAGUAGAGACUCCUAAUGACCCAUCUGAGACGCUAGAACUACCAUCCAACCUCCUAACCCAACCCACAGAGGAGGAAGUUGAGGGCGUUCUAGACCGUUCGCAACCUGUACUGGCGGAGCAGAGCCCAAGAACAGCAGCCCAGCCGUCACACACACCGUCCCUUCCUACAGAAGAUGUAGCCACUCAAUCACUAGCAUCACCCCAACAGACAGAGCAGAUGGUAGAGACAACUACAGAGCCCCGGCUAGAACAGUCUGCUGUUGAGCAGCAGUCCACUGAAGCUGUGCUGGAAGGAGAGGAGGUGGUGGUAGAAAAGGAGGUGAGUCAGGACCCAGUAGAAGAGACAUUUUGUGAACAGUCUCAAACCAGCACAGAGGAAGUUGAGAUGCAGUCAGAACGGCUUCCACAGCAGGAACAGGCUAGCGACACAGUUCAGCAACCGUUAGUGCCUCAGCUAGCGAUGCAGACGAACACUAAGCCCCUGGGGGGUCUGCUUCUAACAGCACCACUCAAGUCACAGCCUGAAACACUGCAGCCAGACUCUGAGCUUCUGCCCCCAGAACAGGAACCGGCAGAGACACUUCCACAGGCACACCGACAGGUGGUGCCAGAGAGUCCCUCUGAGCAGGGAGCCACAGAGAGUGAAGCAGAACAGGAACUAUAUCUGUCAGAGGAGGAGCAGCAGCAACUAGCACAACAGGCACUUCCUGUGCAGGUGGAGCAGCAGCAACAACAACGUCCUGUUCUAGAGCAACUACAGCAGCAGCCUCUCCAACCAGAGGGGCAAUCACAGACCACCCUUCCCGCCGAGCCCUCACCUGUUUCAGCCGAGACAGACACUUCUCUGAAGGUGGAGGGCCGUAGCUCCCCUCCCAAGGCAGAGGAGUCCCCAGACGAGAGCUCCACAGACGAGGGGGAGAGCGUGGAGGAGGAGAUGAUGGGCUCGGCCCUGCCCAACGGCCUGAAGCCAGAGUUCGCCCUUCACCUGCUGGAUACCGAGGGCCCCAAGCCUGGGCCUGGCAGCUGUGUGAUGGAGCACGUGAGUGUGACAGCAGAGCUGAGCUGUGGUCAGGAUCUGGAGGACCUGUUGCUGGAGGCCAGCCUGGAGACUGGGAGAGACGCACCAUAGCCCUGUCAUGUGGUUCUGUAGGAGAGAGGAACACGGGAACUCGUAUCGUCUGUGUCUCGGUGACUCUUGUUGCUCCUACAAUUUUUUUUUUUCUCCCGUUGUCAUAAUCCCACAACUCACCACCGCCAUGACAACAGAGGACCAUCUAAGUAAUACACCUAAAAAAAAAAAAUCAAAGACACACAACAAUAAUCAUUGAGCUUCAUCACAGCACGUAAUGAAUUAACUACGUCUUCAACCGAAGUGCGCGCACACACACAUUUUAAAGAAAGUAAUACAAAAAACAAGAAGAAAGUCACACUAACCUUUUGCCUAUCACUACAUUCUGUCAAUCAGGAAACCACACUCAUGCAGAUAACAAGGAGCUGGGGGUGAGAAAGAGGUAGAGGGAAGGAGGGGCUUAAUCACUGCUCUACCCCAAUACACAGGACACACUGCUCACCCCCUGCUCCACCCCGACCUGUGUUCUUGAUAGUGUCGUGAGCGUGCACACUGACACACAACCUUACUAUUGCCCUCUGCUGGAGGAGAGAGAAUGUGCACAGCUGUGUGUGACAGUGUGGGACCCAGCCAAGAGGACCUGCUGGCUUUUUAGUGUGUCAUUCUCUGACAAUGACAGUUGGGCACAGAGGGUUUUAUAACCAAGGAAGGUGUGACAGGAGAAGGCAUUUGUUUUGUGCGUAUUUGUCUUGUUAGUUUUAUUUGCCCCCCCCCCCCCCCCCACCUCGUAAGGGAUCUCUGCCAAAGUGACCGCUUUCUUUUCUGUUCCUUCCAUUGGCUUUGGCCCCCUCAGGAAUCGUCCCCUCUAGUCUCUCUCCAGCAACGCUCUGGAACAUCCAAACCAUCUGUCAUCUGCCAAAAACACAGUGUCUCAAUCAAAACUUAUUUUGGGAUCAGAUAGCAGAACUAGUCUAAUCUAAAGCCUUCUGGAAACCUCUGUAAAUGUUGGAUAACAAAAUGUCUGCCUUGAUGGAGUAAUGCCAUUCAUUAGAGUAAGUCUACUCUUCUUUUUUCCUCCACCGGACAGUUAUCUCAGACAUUCUUUUCCAGACAGAUUUUCAUGUUUGUCCGACCAGAGUGAUUAAAUGUAGUGCGACACUCAAUAGGAGUAUAAAGAAAAAGUAGUUCUGAUGUUGUCUUUCGUGUCCUCCCCUCUUUCUUUCAGUCUUCUGCUGGUACAACACUGUGCCAUCUCAUUUCCCAGCUCUACGCAGGAUUAAUGUUGCCUUCGACUCGGCUAGGUUUAAAUUUCAUCUCCUUUUGUUUUGCUGCUUGGAGAAAUCAGUCGUUUGUAUUUAUGAGCCUUUUACUUUGUGAUUUAUUGUUCUCCCCUUCUCUCCCUCUUUUUAUUUGUUAUUUUCCAUUGGGGUUUGCUUUUAAAGAUUUCCCCCCUUUUGGUGUAUAUUUCAGAUUCAAAUUAGAGCAAUUAUUACAUUGAGGUUUUUUUUUGGGGGGGGGGGGGGGGGAUAAAUGAGACUGCUGGGUGGAGGGAUCAACGGUUAUGGCAAUAGGGAGGGAGAGUGCGGUUAUGAAAAUAAACGAAAAGGAUGUUUUCUUAAGGAGGGGCAGUGUGAGUGGUGGUUAACAUCACUCUGACAACACUCACUGAGACUAUCCCUGUUUUUUCGACAUCACAUCUUAAACACUACUGUGCUAGGUUAAGCUAUGGCCACCUGGGGGCGCUGGGGCUGCUGGUGGUUUCCUUUCUAGAUAUAGAUAUACUGUAUUACCCAACAGCAGUUACUGCUUAAGACUUUUGUAGGCAUGGAGGACAUUGAUUUGAACACAAACAGGUGGGUGAAAGUUUGAGUGGACUUCCCAACAACACUGAGGACAUGUGAGCCCUGAAUGCCCAACACUGUGAACCUAUGGGCCAGCUACCAAGGGCCCUAUUCAACUUGUAUCCAAAAGAUUCCCGGGUAAGGUAAAAACUUGCUUUCUUACGGUGCAAGAAGAAUACAAGUUUGACUCAACCGCGGGAUCCUCUGGAUAUAGGUUUUGGUUGAGUAGAGCCCCUUGUUUCAAUCCCUCUGUUCUUUCACCCCUGGUCAACCAGGUUGUUUUUAAACCCAAAUCCUCAUUGCUGUGCUGCCCUCACUAUUUGUAAUGCUUACAUUUUUUUUGUCAUUUUUAAUUAUUUGUUAAAUUAAUUGAAAUGUGCUGGUAAUCACAAAGAUAUGUAUGGCAACUUUUUUUGUUCCUCUCAAAUAAAUGCAUGUAAUGACUAA
Molecule: messenger RNA, 7407 nt
Organism: Oncorhynchus kisutch (coho salmon)
Lineage: Eukaryota; Metazoa; Chordata; Actinopteri; Salmoniformes; Salmonidae
Product: protein phosphatase 1 regulatory subunit 37
Exons: 13
Coding region: 1181-5179 (1332 amino acids)
Molecular function (GO): protein binding
Source: RefSeq, a predicted model, not a curated record